This is a messenger RNA of Rhododendron vialii, 2285 nucleotides long. Its product is annotated as protein decapping 5-like. The record is from RefSeq and is a predicted model, not a curated record. Gene Ontology annotation, molecular function: mRNA binding. Gene Ontology annotation, cellular component: P-body. The transcript has 13 exons. Lineage: Eukaryota; Viridiplantae; Streptophyta; Magnoliopsida; Ericales; Ericaceae. The coding region runs from base 1 to 1623 and encodes 540 amino acids. Gene Ontology annotation, biological process: cytoplasmic stress granule assembly; P-body assembly.
AUGGUACUGUUGCUCAUCUACUGGGUUACUUUGGAGGACUUUGGCAUGAGAUUUUUCCUUGUAGAAACUGGAAGGAUUGUGGUGCUUUCUGGUAAUUUUUCUGGGAUAACUCGUGUUAAUAACAGUGCUUCUACGUUUGACCGCCUAUUGUCCCAAAAGCUUAAAGCCUCUAGGAAGUUGGUCAAUAAUUUGGAACACCCCCUUACUCCAGAUAUUCCAAAUGAUCCUGCAAUUAUACAGGCUCAUUAUCCUUGCUCAACGUCACCAUCUUCAAGCUAUUUGUCUGCUAGUGCUACCCCUCCAAUAAAUAUUAGUUCCAGUGCACAUUUGGGACACCCAAAUUCAAUUUCCGAAGGAAUUCUCUCCCUAGAUCAGCCUGUCAAAAACUUAAGGUCUUGGGAUUCAUUCCUCCCUCCUCCAACUGAAAAUGGGAAUGGGAUCACAAUUCCAACUUAUUGGCCAGACCACAUUGGGUUCUCAGGGGGAGUUUCUCAGAUGCAAAGCCCCGCCAUGAAUGUAUCUUUACCAAGUGAUACAUCAACCUUUGCACAAUUUUCUCAUCCCUUGUUGCCAACAGUUGGUACUAGUUGCCCAUAUUUAACUUUCAACAUGCCUCUACCAUUGCCUCUUCCAACAAGUGUUCCUACGAUACAGUCAGCUACAUUGCCUCCUAAUCUAGAUGUAAAUCCUGUUCUACCUCCUGUCGUGGACAGAUCUAAAUCAAGUUAUGAAACCGUUUCUCAAUCUAAGGCAUCUAUUGAUGGGUCGUCCAGUCUAGUUCACAGUGAGUUGUCUAUGCCAUCUUUAUUGACUCCAGUUCACCUUUUUCCGCUUGGGCCCCCAGGGGAAUCUUCAUCUCAUCUGCAGACUUCUUCUGGUUUCUCAGUUUUUGUAUUCUUGCUGAAUAAAACUGUUGCACGCACUCAUCACGUUGAGAGGGACAAUAUAAGGGAAAAGGGAAACUCGCUCAAGGGAGACCCUUUAUGCAGUCAUCACGUCUAUAGAGUCCAAAGGGGGAGAGCAAAUAGGCCAAAUGGAGCUUCCUUACACCCUCAUGAGAAAAGCAUGGGCAAUUCUCAGUGUCAAGAAAAUGGGGAAUUUGAAUUCUUAAAGUGCUUUAUGCCAAAUACAGCUGCUGUACACACUCAUAGCAGUUAUAGGAGUCGUGGAAGGGGAAAAGGAAAUCAGAUUACAAUAGCUGUACACAUUCACCACAGUUAUAGGGGUCGUGGACCAGGAAAAGGAAAUCAGGUAUCUUUUGCAAAGAGCAAAUUUACUGAGGAUUUUGAUUUCGAAGCAAUGAAUGAAAAAUUCAACAAGGAAGAAAUAUGGGGUCAUCUAGGUAGAAGUAAAAAAAUUGGACUAGAAGACCAUGAGGGGGAUGUAAAUGACAAUGGUGCAAAUAAGUCAGAAGAGGAAGAUGAAGUGAAGACUUUUUAUGUUAAGGAUGACUUCUUUGAUUCGCUAUCUUGCAAUUCACUCAAUCAUGAGCUUGUGAAAAGAAGGGCGGCCAAGUUAUCUGAACAGAGGAGAAUAGAUAUUGAGGUAUGUUGUGCCCCAUUAUCUGUCCUGUCUACUAUGAAGCACUGGCCUGCUGAAGGGGUCGCCAUAUCGGUGUCAUAGGCGACAUGGAUACACCCUGGACACGCCAGGUGGCUGUCCAACCGAUUACAUUAAAGGGAUUAAGAAUGCAAUGCAUUCUUUUUGAUUUUAUGCCAAGGACAUGCAGGAAACAUGAGUCUUAAGUGAGACACGUAGGGGGACACGAGGAUGGGCGGCUUCAUAAUAAAAGAAACUUAUUCUUUGAGUUUUAAAAACAUAGGAACAAAUUUCACUUCUUCCAUGUGGUUUGUCUUUCAAUUGAUGGAUCAUCUAUUAUUUAGGUAGAAGUAUUAGUUUUUCUGGGGUUAAGUUAGUGUCAGAUUUUGUUUGUUUUGGUUGUGUGUAGAUACGAUGUUUAUACUAAUAAACACUAAAUGUAUGUAAAAUAACACUUACAUAUAUACCUAUAUAUUUAUUUUCCAUGUCCUCUGCUGUGUGUGUGCCCCUAUGUAUUGUUGAAUUGCCAAGACCUGCGACAUAUGUGCCAGUAUCCAUGCUUCGUUGCAUGUUAUGAAGCCUAUAUUUCUUGUGUUUUAAUUGCUAGGGACGCCCCCUCACGUGUAGCCAAGCUCUCCUCCAUAAGCGGGCUAAACACGUGAAAAUUUUAAUCAUUAGGUAGGCGGUGAGGUUCGAACACAAAAUCUAUUGCCUGUUUUGAUACCAUAUUAGAUAGUUAACCACCA